UGUAGAUUGCUGAUUAUCGAAUUCAAUGUUUAAUUUUUUUUACACAAAUUAACUGCAUAUAUAUAAAGAUAAGUAGAAAGUUAUCGUGAGAUUUAAGUUUGACGUAUAGAAAAAGUUUAAUUUGACAACUAUAUAAUAAUAUCCAUUUCAUACUCGUUUCAGUUAAAUUUCGUCCUGAAAUGUUCGGUAAAAUACAAAUUCUAAUUUUUAUGCUGUCAAUUAUUCUCUACACUAUGCAAACAGCUAAUAAAAUAAAUGGAGAACCAAUGCGUCGAUGGUAUCCUGUAGGAGUUGACGGCGCCAGAAAACCUUCAUUCAGUCAAGGUGAUAACGUUGCUGAAUUCGAACUACCUUAUAAUGGUGAUCAAUAUGAUCAAGAGGUUUGGAAGCGAGCUGUCCGAUUAAUGAGACUUGGUUGAUUACAAUUAAAUUGACUGAAUAACAAAUCUGAAUUAUUAUAAAUGUUCAUUAAAUAAGAAUUUAUAAAACAUUUAUUCAUUAAAUUUUUUUUUGAUAUUAAGUGAAUUGUUUUAUCAGAACCAUGAAUUCUGCAUUAUUAGUCAAUAAAAAUAUUCCGUAUU
This is a messenger RNA of Schistosoma turkestanicum, 581 nucleotides long. The record is from the annotation of a GenBank genome assembly. Lineage: Eukaryota; Metazoa; Platyhelminthes; Trematoda; Strigeidida; Schistosomatidae.